UCUGUCACUCCACCCGGCUGGGAGACCUGCCACAGUUGAAACUAUCAGCACAAGCAAACACAUCUGUUCCACAAAAUGUCGUUUGAUCGGAAUACGAACAACACCCAAGAGCCCACAGCGGCAGCCUCGAGCGACCCUCGGGAGGAGAGCCUGGUGGAGAGUCUGAUGGAGAAUCUGGUGCACAUUCGCGUGCAGCAGCGCAGCAGCAGCCGCAAGACGAUCACCACCGUCCAGGGCCUGGCCGCCGAGUUCGACCUGAAGAAGAUCACGCGCGCCUGCCGCAAGGAGUUCGCGUGCAACGGCACCGUCACCGAGCACCCCGACCAGGGGCUGGUCAUCCAUCUGGAGGGGGACCAGCGCGAGAACGUCCGCCAGUGGCUGAUCAAGAUGGACCUCUGCAAGCCCGACCAGCUGAAGCUGCACUGAAUGGCGACGGCCCCCAGGCCCUUGAACGCCUCCCUCCCCCCUGAGGCUCUCCUUGUUCUGUUUGUUUUUUGCUCCUUGAAACCCACGAAACCCACGCAAUCCACCCACAAUCCCGCAUCUACUUCUGCUAGAGAACCAUUGAAUGGAAUUUGAGCAUAAAAUUAAAUGUUAAAUGCAAUACAAAAAGGAAUACCAAAAGAGA
Drosophila pseudoobscura is the source of this 628-nucleotide messenger RNA. Its product is annotated as eukaryotic translation initiation factor eIF1-like. Gene Ontology annotation, biological process: translational initiation. Bases 76 to 426 code for a protein of 116 amino acids. The transcript has a single exon. Gene Ontology annotation, cellular component: eukaryotic 43S preinitiation complex. NCBI's taxonomy places the organism in Eukaryota, Metazoa, Arthropoda, Insecta, Diptera, Drosophilidae. Gene Ontology annotation, molecular function: RNA binding; ribosomal small subunit binding; translation initiation factor activity. The record is from RefSeq and is a predicted model, not a curated record.